Acytostelium subglobosum LB1 is the source of this 1626-nucleotide messenger RNA. RefSeq lists its product as hypothetical. NCBI's taxonomy places the organism in Eukaryota, Evosea, Eumycetozoa, Acytosteliales, Acytosteliaceae. The coding region runs from base 1 to 1626 and encodes 541 amino acids. The transcript has a single exon. Gene Ontology annotation, biological process: glycosaminoglycan metabolic process; carbohydrate metabolic process. The record is from RefSeq and is a predicted model, not a curated record. Gene Ontology annotation, cellular component: lysosome; membrane. Gene Ontology annotation, molecular function: beta-N-acetylhexosaminidase activity.
AUGAAGUUGUUGUCAAUAUUAGUUGCAGUGGCAUUGAUUGCCAUUGUAGCCACAGAGGCUCAGACACCUGUUGCUGGACCACUGAUCGUACCACAACCACAGUCAGUUAACUUUGGCGACCAGACAUUGCAACUCAACCCAGACAAGUUCCAGAUUGAGACGUCGUCAUCGUCUCAGGUGUUGGCCAUCGCAAUCAAGCGCUACCAGCAGCUGUUCUUCCUGUUUGGCGCCGGCAAGAGCUCGGCGCCCGCCGCCACACUCAACAUCAAGGUGGCGUCCGAGGAUGACACACUCGACUUUGGCGUCAGCGAGAACUACACGAUCUCGGCCACCACUGACAGCCUGGCCAUCAUGGCCGACACGGUGUACGGCGCGAUCCGCGGCCUCGAGUCCUUCUCGCAGAUGAUCAUCUACGACUUUGCCUCACAGCAGUACACUCUGCCCUUCCUGCCCGUCGUCAUUGUCGACUUCCCUCGCUUCCCAUGGCGUGGAAUCAUGAUCGACUCGGCUCGCCACUUCCUGCCCGCCGCCUUCAUCAUGCACACGAUCGACGCACUCGCAUACAACAAGAUGAACACGCUGCACUGGCAUGUGACUGACGGCCAGUCCUACCCCAUCUCGUCGGCCACCUUCCCCAACAUGACACUGGGCGCCUGGGACCCCGCCGCCACCUUCUCCAUCGCCGACGUCCAAGAGAUCGUCGCCUACGGCAAGACCCAAGGAGUGCGUGUCGUGCCCGAGUUUGACGUGCCAUCGCACACCUACUCGUGGGGCGCUGCCUUCCCCUCGAUCAUCUCCAACUGCCCCGACUCAUUCAACGGCAACAUUGGCCAGUACCCACUGACCCCCGCCAACAACCUGACCUUUGAGGUGCUUGACGCUCUGUUCACCGAGUACGGUGGCUACUUCAUCGACAGCUACUUCCACACUGGUGGUGACGAGAUGCCCCUCGCCUGUUGGACCCAGGACCCCGCCAUCGUCGAGUGGAUGACCGACCUCGGCUGGACCACCGUCGAGGCCGAGCAGUACUUUGAGGACCGUCUCGACGCCAUCCUCGCGCCAAUGAAGAAGACCAAGCUGGUUUGGAACGACCCGUUCGUCAACGGCGUGCAGCUGGACCCAACCACCGUGAUCCAGGUGUGGGACUCCUCGUUCCAGGACAUUGUCAACGCAGGCUUCAACGUGAUCGUAUCGUACAACUACUACCUCGACCAGCAGGACCCCACCGGCACCGUCCAGUGGAUGUUUGAGAACACAUGGACCAACUUCUACGACAGCGACCCAUUCGACGGCAUCAACAGCAACCUGGACAAGAUCCUCGGUGGUGAGGCAUGCAUGUGGGGCGAGCAGGUCGACCAGUUGUCGAUCGACGUCCGUGUGUGGCCACGCGCCAUCGGUGUGUCUGAGCGUCUGUGGUCCGCACAGAACCAGACCGACGUCAACAACGCACUCACUCGCAUCAGUCCAUUCACCUGUCGUCUGUCCCAGCGUGGUAUUGCCAGUGGUCCACUCUCUGCAGACUUUUGCAUGUUGCCCGAUGACUUUGAGUCAUACCUCCGUGGACCACGUGAUCGUUUGACCCCAGACCAAAUCAAAUCACUCCUUGUCAACAACAAGAAACAAUAA